Pneumocystis murina B123 is the source of this 546-nucleotide messenger RNA. RefSeq lists its product as hypothetical. Gene Ontology annotation, cellular component: extracellular exosome; endoplasmic reticulum-Golgi intermediate compartment. The coding region runs from base 1 to 546 and encodes 181 amino acids. Gene Ontology annotation, molecular function: calcium ion binding. The record is from RefSeq and is a predicted model, not a curated record. NCBI's taxonomy places the organism in Eukaryota, Fungi, Ascomycota, Pneumocystomycetes, Pneumocystales, Pneumocystaceae. The transcript is spliced from 5 exons.
AUGCCUAUAUUCUCUUUUUCAGCUUUAGAAAAUGGUAAAAAUUGGAUGGAUCAUCAUAUGAAAAAUGAACAUGAUACAGAAUCCUAUGAUUUGGACACAUUUUUUUAUCUACAUGAUUUUAAUUUUAAUGGACAUUGGAAUGCAAAAGAUUUUAGACGAAUAUAUGGUUUGGAUAAUGAAGAUUUAACAGAAAAAGAAAAAAUAUAUUUAGAAAAGAAGCUUUUGUCUUAUAUUGAUAAAAAUGAAGAUGGAAUUGUUACUCUUGACGAAUUUAAAGAGUUUAUAUAUGAAGGAAAUAUGUUGCCAGAUCUGGGCUUUGAUGGACAUCAUGAGGAUUUUGAAACAGAAUUUAAUAUUCAUCAUAUUGAAGUUUAUCAUAGAAAUUUAAAUGAUAAUUGGAAACAUUUUGAAGACAUUGAACAUCUUAAAAAACACAAUGAAAUUUUAUAUAAGGAAAAAGAAAUAUUGGAAGAAAAAUUAAGAAAUUUUUAUGCAAUGAAAAAUAUAAACAUUAUCAUAAUACCAAAAAAAUACUUAAAAAAAUAA